GCAACCAAGGGUUGCUUCCGGGAUGGGGAAACAGUUUGUGGUGAUAGCAGCUGGUAGCUGCUGAUAGUGAGGUGACUGAGAAGUGCGUUAAAAGAUACGGUUGUUGGCUCUGAAGAAACGAGAGAGCGAGCUGUGAUUGUGGACUGCUGCUUUAGGAGACGUCCCAGAUUCCUUCAAAAACAACCAUUUAAGUAAUAGUAAGAAAAGGAACAGCCAGCGACUGGAAAGUCACAGAUAGCAGAUGUCAGCCCUAGACAGCAUGGAGGAGACCCUGCAGGUUUACAAAGAAACUGCCAUUCUUUAUCUAGAUGGAGUAAAGAAAUUGGUGAAUGCAAAAUGUGAAGGUCUGGAGCCAUGGCAAAUCAUUGCACUGACUGUUUUGGCUACAGUGCUGGCAGUGUGGCUAUAUAAUGUAAUAUUUCAACCAGAAAGUCUGUCUGCAAGAAUAAAGAAAGUUUUUUUUAAAUUAUUGCGAAAACUGCCAUAUAUUGGAACCCAGAUUCAGCUGAAGUUGAAUAACGCAGUCGACGAUAUGGCAUCCAGGUUCUUUAUGCUAAAAGAUGGAAUGAGUUACAUUACAUCCUUGCCUGAGAAGGGUUUGAGUAAAUCGGAAGUAUUGCAAAAGCUAACAGAAUACAGCUCUCUGGCUGAAGACCACUGGGAACAAGGCCGUGUUUCAGGAACAGUGUACAGCGGAGAGGAAGACCUCACCAAGCUGCUUGUAGAGGUUUAUGGAGACUUUGCCUGGAGCAACCCUUUGCACUCUGAUAUUUUUCCUGGUGUUCGAAAAAUGGAAGCUGAAAUUGUACGGAUGACUUGUACCCUCUUUCAUGGGGGACCAAAUUCCUGUGGAACAGUUACCUCUGGUGGAACAGAGAGCAUCCUGAUGGCAUGCAAAGCAUACCGGGACUUGGCAUACGACCGAGGCAUUAGUUACCCUGAAAUCCUUGCACCAGUGAGUGCCCAUGCUGCUUUUGAUAAGGCUGCGCAUUAUUUUGGCAUGAAGAUGGUCCACAUUCCACUCAACGCAGAAACCAUGGAAGUAGAUGUUAAGGCAAUGAAGAGGGCCAUUACAAGGAAUACAGCUAUGCUGGUGUGCUCUGCUCCACAGUUCCCUCAUGGAAUCAUUGACCCAGUAGUAGAAGUUGCAAAGCUUGCUGUGAAGUGCAAUAUCCCAUUCCAUGUGGAUGCAUGCCUAGGGGGAUUUCUUAUUGUUUUCAUGGAAAAAGCUGGAUUCUCCCUCCCACCUUUUGACUUCCGAGUAAAAGGAGUGACCAGCAUCUCUGCUGACACACACAAGUAUGGAUAUGCUCCCAAAGGUUCCUCUGUGGUGUUGUACAGUGACAAGAAGUACAGGCACUACCAGUUUUUUGUGGCACCGGACUGGCAAGGUGGUAUCUAUGCUUCACCUGCCAUUGCUGGCUCAAGGGCAGGUGGAAUCAUUGCUGCGUGCUGGGCCACUAUGAUGUACAAGGGAGAGGAUGGUUAUGUGCAGGCCACCAAAAAAGUCGUCUCCACAAUGAAGUUCAUUGAGUCCAGGUUACGAAAAAUCAAUGGUAUUUUUGUCUUUGGACAGCCACAGGUGUCAGUGGUUGCUAUAGGAUCCAAAGUGUUUGAUGUGUUCCGGCUAUCAAAUGCAAUGAAUGACAAAGGAUGGAAACUCAACAUAUUGCAGUUCCCUUCCAGUAUCCACAUCUGCCUGACAUUGUUGCACACAAAGCCAGGUGUUGCUGAACAGUUUGUGAAAGACGUUGAGGCCUCUGUAGCUGAAAUUAUGAAGAACCCCAAAGCCAAGACCACUGGUUUGGGUGCAAUAUAUGGCAUGGCUCAGACUAUUCCUGACCGGUCCAUGGUGUCAGAGAUCUCACGGGGAUUCCUUGAUUACCUUUACAGCACAGACAUUCCUGCUGCAGACAAGACGCAUACAAAUGGCCUGAUGGAUCACCAUUAGAACUGUCCAUGUACCUUCCUUGCAAAUCUUGAUGUUGGUGAUAUUUUAAUAGCUGAGCUGAAGUGGAAAAAGGGGAGGGGGUGCAUGUAUGUGUCUGUGAAAGCUGGAUUAUUCAGUCUACAUUUACAGUUCUUCAAAUAGUGCCUUCUUCAGUCCAGCGUUAUGUUCCUGUGUAAAUUGGAAAUCACAUGACUAUAUAGAAGAGAGCCAAUGAUGCAAGGAGCUUGUAACCACUAUUCUGUUGUCUGUGCAACUUACAAUGUUUGACUAUUGGACCAGGGUUCAAAUUAUGCAGUUACUGGUGAAGUGUAACCAUCCUAAAUCUGAAAAGUUACACAUACUUCUGGUUUCAUAUGUUUGAAUUGUGCCUUCUGUUAUUCUUUGUUACUCACACGAUUUCUGCUGAAAGAGGAUCCAUCUCAUUUGUCUUCAUAUGGCUGUCUGCUUUUGCCUACAGGUAGAACUUAUUUUUAUUUAUUUUUGGUAAUGUGACCCGGAGCAGAAUAUCAUUAUGUAUAUAUUUUUAGCCAGCAGUUCACCUGAGAAACCUCUCCCCUAGUGAUGAUGUGUACUUCCACCUGUGGCCACACAAUAGCAAUAAGUCUUUAUUCAAAUAAAAUAACUGAGACUUAAUGCUCCAGCAUUUUUUUAUGGUACUCACUAGCCGUGACAGUGAAAGUUAUCUUCUUGUUCUCCACAAGUCAUUUCUUUGUAUUUUCUAUCUUGUAUGUUUUUGUUUUUCUUACAUAUUUAUUAUUCUUUGAUAUGGAUGUAAAAGGCUCUUUGUCUCUUGCUUUGUGAAUCAUCUUGCUUUUUAGUCUAGAACUUAUAAGGCAGACAUUUGUUCCCUGUGGUGAAUUCUAAUAUGGAGUUAGGAUUAAGAGGAGUUCCCAUCCUUCAGCCACCCAGACAGUGACAUAAAGGUACUAUUCCUCAGUAUCUGUUGUAUUGAAUCAGGUGACACAUCAUUAGGUAGUAGUUCAUAAAUUCAGCUGCACCACUCACAAUUUUUCAAGAAUUUUCCAUCUUUGGUAUUUUGUAGCAUACUGAUAAUUAUGCAUUUCAGGGAGUACAGUCCUGCAAUGCAUUGGUGCAUAGCAACCUUGUAUUCUGCUCCACUUCGCAUUAUUCGUAUUUCAGUGCCAGCUAUACUUCUUUCACUGGAGAUGAUAGGAGAUAUUUUAGAAUCUUGAGCUCUUCUUCCUUGCAGUUGACUUUUGGCUACCUACACUUUUAUAAAGCUGUGUCAUGAUGUGUAAUUAGGGACUUUACAUGUGUAAUUACCAUCAUGAUUGUGGUGUAGCACAUCAUUUUUCUUAUGUUUCAUGGACUGAAAAUAGCUUUGUAUUUGUUUGUUAAAAUAGUAGACAGGGAAAUGGCAUUGGUCUUGCAGCCUGCCUUCGGAAGAAUGUAUGAAGUUACCAGCAGGUGAAGAUUUGUCAUCUGUCAAAUCCUCCUUGUUCUGGUUAGCCUUUGCAUAGCUCUGCCACUGCUACCCUUACCCUGGCUGUGUCUUUGUGCAAAGGGAACUGCUGUAUCCCAUAUCAUGUUCUUUGGCACCACUCCAGCUUCCAAAGAGGAUGAAAUUCUUCAGUUUGUCUCCAGACACUAAGCCUUUUCCCUCCCUGAGAGGGCAUCUUAUCCAUACCUUGUCCGUUAUCUCCCUAAAGACUCCCAACUUCCUUCUUGAUUCCUUCUCUAGCCACUGUUUCAAUAUAUUGACUUGUUCCUACCCAUGUUGCCUUAUCUUCCCAUGCUAUUGGCAGUACCUUAUCUUUUCUGUCUAAAUAAAGUGGUAAUGGUGUCAUUCAGUGAUGUUCAUACUACCCCCUUCAUUUAAUGUAUUCUCCUGACGGUCUCUGCUACAGUCCUUAGUAGAUCUGAACAAUGUAUUUUGCCCUCAAAGCCACUGUCAUCUUAUGGUCUGGCAUCUCUUUCCCCUUUCUUAUCCAUUUGCAUCCUUUACCUUUCAUUAAUCUGCCCAUAUCCAUCACCAGGGUGCGUCUCACCUCUUCAAUAUUUUCCUCUUUGUCCUGGUAUAAAACUUCCUACAAGGAUUUAUUCCCUUGUCUCAUAGCUAUUUCACUAUGAUACGUUUUUGCUACUAUUUCUGCUUGGUAUUGCAUUGUUUAUCUAUUUGAAGUUUAGUGUCCUGUAAUCCCAGUGCUGUGUUUCUGCAGCACUGCCUUAGAAAAAUGAAGAGAUACUGUGACACUUCUUUUCAUCAGUGGUGCGUUCAUCUUGGAUGUUUUCACCUCAUUUGCAUUGGUUAGGACUAAUUGCAAGAAUGGUGGGUCUCUAAUUGUAGUUCAUAACUUUUCAGCUGGAACUUUUCUGGAAAUAUUUUGCCUGUUUUAUGAUUGUAACCCUGCAGAUUGAUCAAGAAUGGAAAGAAUAGGUGGUGUGACUCGUAUUUGUUAUAGGUUGCUUAAAGUUAGGUUAGAUCCUGUGAUGUUUGAACUGGUUCAUGCUGAGGUUUUAUAUAUUGAGGUUUUAAAUAUACAGGCUUGUGCUACAGACUUGGGCAGUCUACAUUUAAGCACCAGCAUAUGUUUAUCUCAGAAUAUCUGCAGUAAUUAUGGAAUAAGCAUCUUGUCAUUUGGGGGAAUCUAAAUCUGUAUUUUCAAAAAGUUAUAAGAUGUUCCAAGGGUUGGGAGGGUGGCCUAAUGGUUAAGGUGCUUGCCUUGCAAGCACAAGGUGCAGGGUUUGAGUCUCACAAGGGAUAUUUGGCUAGGCUUAAAAUGGCUCGCAAGGGCAGUUAGCUUAGUACUAAAAAGAAAGAAAGAAAAAGAAAAAAGAAAGAAAGAAAAGAAAAAAGAAAGGUGCUAUAAGAUAUCACACUGAUCAGUAAGAUGCCAGACUCUUCAUUGGGCCCCAGGGGUCUUCAGCUGCUGUGUGAACUGUGAAAAUGUCCCAGAGGUAUUUAUCUUCUUAUUUCAGGUCCUCAUUCUCUGCGUAAUUUGGACUUGCAACAGGGCAUUCAUAAGCAAUGCACAAAAUCACUGUUUGGAACAUGGUACAUGGAACUGUGUGUAUUGUUAAAAACCUAAUUCAUAAAGCAGUAUUCCUGCAGUGAAACUGCUGGGAAGGUGGGUCUACUGUUGUUGCAGAAGAGGAAGAGAUUGCUUUUGCCUAGUUUUGGCUGUUUCUGAGUUGGUUAAAUUAAUUAGCAGGUAUGCUGCUUCUUCUUUAGGGGAGAGUGGGGCAAUGAUUCUGGCAAAAAGAUUGAAAAAAUGUAAGUUUUCACAUUUGGCUUCUUACUAAGAAACAACACUUUAGUGGAGACAUUUGUUUUUAGGAUCAUUUCUCAGAGAGGAUUUUUUGAACUACUGCCCCUUAUCCUGCUGCAUAUCUUCCCUCAGAUUCACUGUCGACUUUUGCCUACUACUAUGUAGAUAAAAUGGCAGGUUUGAAACUACUUUCUGAAGAUGUUUUCCCUUCUGUAGUGAAUUCUGAAAGCAGUCUUACAAGCUGUGACUUCUAAACAUUUAGUCAGACCCAUCUUGAGUAAAAUAAAAUGUUUAUAACAUUUUACAACACAUAAACAACUUUACUCAUGUAGAGGGUUCUGCAUCCCUAACUUACUGUGCUCAUGUCUUAAUUCAUUGCACAUCAUAAGGGCAAAAUUUCAGUAGCAGAGACCUUGCUUGUGGAAUCUGCAUUUUGGCCAGUUGUGAUUCACUUCAUGAUUGGCUGUCAUAGAACUAACUGCAUGCCAUCUUACAAGCUGUUGCUGUGAUACUGCGAAAUAAGUAAGGUUGUUAACUGCAGUUAUAUUCCUUGAUGUUAAGCACCUAGGGGUACAUCACGGUUCACUAUGACUUUCCUUUUGAAUUUUAUAACUGACUUGCAAACGAAUCUGUCCUUUUUGUUAUAGUUCCUUCAACAUUGUUAUUACUGUUGAAGUUAAAAUUGUAAACUAUUUCACUCUUUUAGCAGCCAUGUGUAUCUGCUUUAGUUUUUGUUUCCACAAUGUUUACAAACAUCGUUGGCAGACUUUCUAAGCACCUUUUGCUUUAUCUCUUUACUAGCUCUGAUAAACUCGAAGUCAUUGCGGCUGUGUAUCACGAAGGAGUAAUUUGAACAUGAAUUUUAAUUUCCAGUCAUAUAAAGAAGUAUGUAUUCACUAUGAUAUUUAUUUUACAUUUGUUGACCAGGAUAGUCCAACUGGAUACGUGUCCAUUUUCAGAGGAGGCCCGGGGAGAAAAGCUCCAAAAUCACCAAAUUAGAGAAAAAAUACAGUAUAUACAGUAAUGAACAUAAUACAGUUUUCAGAGGUUACAUACCUAGGCAAAUGAUAGUAGUUGUGCAGUAAAUGAGAAUCAGAGUGUAGGUCUUUGUUAAGUAAUACAAUAGAUAAGAAUACUGUUAUCAAGUCAUACAGUUAGUUACAGAUACAAUAUUUACAAUGGUUACUUGCCAAAACACAUUAGAGUUAAACAAGGUCAGGUCAAGAUAGUGCCACAGGUAAGCUAAAAUAACUAUUUUAGUCUCAUUGUAAUGGAGAGUCAGUUGGGUUUGCUACAUUGACAUAGGCAGUUUAGUAAAAUGUUUAUGUCUAGUCUUGAAUUGGCUCAGGGAGUUGAGCAAAGUAAUUUCGGUUGGGAGAGAGUUCCAGGAUCUGCUCACAGAGUUUGCAAAGAGGGAGUCACCGGCUGAUAUCUCCUUGUGCUAAAAUAAUUGCUCCUUUUAAUUCUGAAUGAAUACAUCCCCCAGGAAAGUAACUUUAGAGUUAUAAGAUAUAUAUAAUUCUGCAUUUUACAGUUUUUUAGGCUAUGAAAUUUGGUAUUAUGUACAGUGUAUUUAUUAAUGUCCCUGAUGUCUUAGGCCUGAGAAAUCUGAUAUCAUAUGUCAUUUAUUUUUAUGCUAUUUAGACUGCAAAAUUUGUCCAGCCAGCUAUAUAAAAAAAAAAUCUUAUAUAUUUUUACACCCUGUGACCAUCAAACACCUUUUAUACUAUUGGCCCAUUCAAUUCCUUGAUCCCUGGCAUCCUUGGACACUGGGAGAGGAAGACAAGCUGGCAAUCAUUGUAGUCAUCCAGUAGAGGUUAUAUUUUUCUAUAUGCUCCUAUCCCCUGCACUCCCCUUGGCUGGAGAUUGUGUUGUAGUGUCCUGUGUGCUGACCUUCUGUACACUGGCAGUGCUCAGUGAAGUGUCGUGCACUCUUUUUCCUGACUCAUACUGUCAGAUGUCCUCUGGAUGGUUCUGUGUCAGGACUCCUCACACUCCCUGAGAUGGACAGGCUGACAGUGGUUUCUCACUCCAAUCCCACUAUAGCUAGCUCCUCCAAUGCCCAGGUCAGUACUUGAACCUCAAUCUGCUUUAUUCAUUUCACAUCCAAAAGCUCUGUGUCAUGAAACCAGUAGCUGGAGAAAAAGUCCGCAUUUGACACUGUUCAUGUCUGAUUUUAUGUAGAUUCAUUCAUUUGUCAGAAAGAUAAAAACAUAAAUAGAUAUGCAGUCAUAUCAUUGUUUGUGGUAGGCAUUGGAUUAAUAAUAAUCAGAAUGUUUACCUAAUAUAAAAUAUGACAUUUUAGAUUUGCUCAGUGCCUUCUUCAGGACUGUUCUCAUUGACUUUGGAAGCAAGCCUUUUGCUUUAUGCUUUGUUGCUUAAGCCACACACAUUUCCCCAGUAAUGAGGGAAAAUUAGAAGGAACAUGAACCGAUACAUUUUUAUUUUUAGUACUCCAAUCCCUUUUUGUUUAAAGUGUGUAUGUGUUUGUGAACACGUGUCUAACACUUAAUAAUUACAGGUGAAAUAGCAUUUUAUCUUUUGUAUUUUAUUUGUUACAUUUAUUUGCUUUCAGGGGUAGAGCACUCAACUCCAUGGAAAGUUUUCAGACUCAUCUCAGGAGCACUGUCUGAUUAAGUGACUUGCUCAAAGUAACACAGGCAAUGUAGGCUGAGGGUGACGAACCUUGAACCACGGGAAACAGCCUAAUCCUCUAAGCUAAUGCGAAACAGUGAUUUGUUUUUCAGUGCUUUCUAGAAGUGUAUCUGUGAGUUAAUAUGGUGCCUGCAAGAAUAUGGAGUGGGGUUUAGAAAUAUUACACUUAUCACAAGGAGCUUUUCAGCUUAAAAAGAAGGUAUCAAGACUGACGGUGAUGCACAAAUUGUAGGCACUAAACAUAAGAAGCCUCCAACUUAGCAGAAGACUUUGCAGUUAGCACCGUGUGCAAGUCCAUGCUGCCCAAAGUGGAACACUGAAAUUUCCCACAAUUCACUUGGGUACUGUGCACCUGAUGCACUAACAGUCUGCGUCUGUUUUGUUGCUGCCCUAUGAAUCUGCAGCAGAUCUAAGUGCAUUCUCACAUGCAUUUCAUGGUUUUAAAGAAUUGUCUCUGGUCUAAACCUACUUUAAGUUCUAUCUGAGGGUAUACCUUAGCUUGAUGUCACUGCAGCAUCAGGUUGCUAGAGAUGACAGCUCACCACAGGUUUAAAGCCUGAACUAAGCUGCAUUGCAGCUUAAUAUGCCACCAUAUUUGCCUAAUCAGUUAUUCGUGAUGGUAAGGCUCAGAGGCGUCUGUGUCAGUCACACAGUGAUGUUAAGCAUUAGAUGACUAGUUCAGUAUGUUUUGGGAAACACUGGAUAUAUUGUAGCCCUGGUUUUAUCACAAGCAGGUUGUAAGAUCUUCAGUGCUUUUGCUCUGGACUCACUGGAGUUUUUAAAUGCAUUUAUCAGGCAUAAACAAGGGAAUUCCUAAAAAAGUAAUCCAAUUUAGAUACAUGGGGCAAAGGGAUAGAGUCCUUUCUGAGGCCCAAGUGAACAGGGUUCAGUUAACUUGCCUAGCAUUAAAGCAUCCAGGCUGGGAGGUAGAACAUGAAGGGGCAUGGCUUGCUUGUUUCUCCUCAGGUGGGGGUUUAUGUACAUUCAGGAGCACACUAGGUGAUGCAGUCUACCUGGUGGAGACUGGAGAGAUAACUGGUCAUGCUCUGAGGAGAAGGACAAAGCCAUGUGAAAGAAACACCCUUUGCAGAAGUUUGGGGGCAUCCUCCACUGAUAACCUAUUGCAUGUUUCAACUGGCACCAAGCAGAGUUUGUGUUUUUAGAGCUGUAAAAGAAAAUUGUGAAUUAAUGGCUGUCUGAAUGACGACCUUUCCUGGUCAGUCUCCACCCUAGUGAAGUGGAACAAAUGGAUGGGUUGGCCAGGAGGGGGCUGAUGGUCGACAGACUAUGGGGGUAGAUGGGGGGGGGUAAAUGAACUUGUGCAGGUAUUAUACUUUCAGAUGAUUAUGCUGCAUGAGGUCUAGUGAAUUAAAAGGAAUAUCGACACUUAAGUGGGGAGAGGAAGUACACUCUUGACACUAAUGUACUCCUAGUACCUCUGAAUAAGUUCUAUAAAUUAGCUGCAUAAGUGCAGAAUAAGGACUGAAUAAAGGGGAGCAUUCUUGGUUUGCUCUUUUCCGUUGCAUGAAUAAAAUGAGUUAAUAUGAGAAAAGUUGUUUUAGAUCAUUCUUCCCUAUAGAUUUUAGGAUCCGUAUGUGAUUUAUGCUAAUAAACACUUGCCGUACACCUUAGCCUAGACCCUUCAAGGAGGCAGAUCCAUACAGUUGUAUGAGUAGUGAUAUGGGGCAAAUUCUCUGUAACAGACAAAUCUAGCAACACAUUGCUACAGGGGAAGUGCACAGUUACUUAACAUAAGCAUUAACACAUUAAUAAAUGCUGAAGCUGUGUUUUUUCUGGUAACCCACCCUACUCUUAGUACUCAGGGUUUCUGCCUCUUCACCACGGCGUCCUGAAAAGAGCAAUUCCACUACCAGGUAACAUAUGUACCUGUACCAUCUUGGUGUAGAUUGUGACACAGUGAUCUUUGUAGCUGUGAUGCAACUGUCAUCUAAGAAUGGUUGUCCCAUGUGAUUUGUCUUUACUGUCACUGUACAAGAAGUCAAAAUGCUGAUGACAUACAGGAAGAAAAGGUUGUAAGACUAAUUGUGCUACCUAUUAAGUGCAAAGCAGUCUACAUGUGCUUGUUACUGUAUACAAGAAUUUCUAUCAGUCUCACACACACACACACACACACACACACACACACACACACACACACACACACACACACACACACACACACAAGCACCUAAUAUAUUUUUCUUUUAACCUGUUUAAGUGGCAGCACUCCCUAUAACCAUGUAUAGCACAACUUGCCUUUUUCUGUUUGUGGUAAAGUAUGAUAGAGUCUUGAACUAUGGAACCAUCCACUCAUGAAAGGUAUUGAGGAAAAUGUGUUCUUAAAAAUAGCUUGAUUACAGGUCAGGCAGAGUUGCCAGGGGUAGUCCAUACCACUGGCUUCUUGGGUUCAACCAUCCAGGAGUUUCAACCUCUGGAUAACCAAAGUAAACCAGUGGUCCAUUCUUUAAUGUGCUCAGUUGAAAUAUUCAACCUUUUUUGCAGGAAACCGUCCAAGUGCCUUUCUCAUUCCUGUUUCACCUUAAAGAGACUCGACUGCCUUAGUGGUAUGCUUCUUUCAUUGCUGUCCUUUCCAGGUUACAGAUGAGAAUAUUUUCACAUUUAGGGAGUCUUUUGGCAUCAUAAGUAGGAAGUUCUCAAAGGACUUGAUUGUGAGACUUAAAUGAGAAAGAUCCUGUUUUCAAGCAGUAAUCCCAAGUAACAAAGAAGGUAUGAAAUGCACAGAUGUUUGCAAGUGCAACUGUAUUGUGUGCAUUAAUGUGUUUUGCAUAAAUUCUUUAGUAGAUCUCAUGUUUGUUAAUUUCAGCAGGAUCAUGAUACACUGUCCUUGUGAUUAUUUUUAUUUCUAGACUUGUUUUUAUUAGUUAACAGUUCUUAAUAAGCCUUAAGAUGCUAAACUGAUUACAUAUGUUAUGUACUUUUUUACCUAUACUAAUUUAUUUUUAACAUGGUACAAAAAUUGCUGCUUUAGCCCUGAGUUGAAAAUGUUUCUGGCCAUUUGGAAGAAAAAAAUGUGCAUAAAACAACCUCAGCAGGCUGAGGUAGAUUACCUGACAAUUAACGGGGGGUGCCCCCCACAAUAGGAAGUUUGAGGUCCGGUACGUUCGAUAUUCUGAGUGUUUGCAAUUUAUGCAAUUCGCUCAUAUGUUAUAGACCCUGCACAUUGGUCUAGUGUUGGUGGUGCACCCAUACCUUUAAAUCCGUACCUGAUGCACACUACCCAUUGUUGAUUUUCAGUCCUUGUUGCACCAUGCCUGUGGUGCACUGUAUGAUGGUGUAUGACUUUCAUGCCUGGCACUGUCUAGCUCUGCCUCACAGCAUUUCAGAUCUCUGGUUUAUUUCUUGCAUACCUACUGAAUUUUAGUCCCAUCUCCUUCCCAGCCUAAGAUGCCUUUUCCCACUUCUUGAAGUGAUCUUGCAUUCAGUGCAGGUUUGUUUUAAUACACACAAAAAAAGUGUCUUUCAUCAUGUUCUAUUUGCACCUUUCCUUGUGUUGUCCUAUGCACCUUUGCAACACUGUGGUUAGUGGUGUUCAGUGCCUUUCAUAAAGCUAUGUAAGGCAAGGACAGGAGUUGUUGCCAUGGUUACUUGUGACCUUGUUUGUAUGCCAGGAAAACCCCCACAAGGUGUUGAUAAUACACCACUCUCCUCCACCAACCACAGCUUCGAUGUUCCAGUUGGAUGAAGGGCUUUGUUCAGUAGGACCAUUUAAUUUCCAUGAGUAGCACAUAGCUACUUAGAGAAAGGUAAAGAGACAUGACGAAGAAGCAAAGGUGUAUACCUAAAAGCAUUUACAUAAAGGUUUUCAAAUUUUCUUGCCAAGGACAAUACUAUGAUUAUAAAUCUGUUUUAAAAUAUUUUUUAUUUGCAUUUUAAUGAUGUACAUAGCCAUUUUCUCUUUGCUAGGCUCUCUUAGGAAAAAAAUGAUGUCUCAAAUAUGGUUAAGCUGUUUUAAUAAGUUUAAUUUUAUUUCUGUGUGAUUUUAUUGUGUCCAUAUUUACUUGAACAAGUGCUUGAUGGGAUAUGAAAGUGUUCCAUAAGGCUGUCUUGCCAGUAAACCUCAUUAUUGUUUCUGGAUAAUUGUUUGGCCUUUGUACUCAUAGCUCCAUGUCAAAUGCACUAGAAAAUCCACAGAUUCUGCAGAAGCUUUCUUGCCAAAACAUUGAAAUUUGCAGAUGUGUGUGAUAUGUUUUUAUGGCUGACUUCAGAAUGCCUGACAUACGUCAAUGUCAUUGUUGUCUAUUCUGUACAACCGGACUAUUUGUCUCCUUUUGAUUUGUUUUGCUUCUUUUUCUAAAGCACUGUAAUCUGAUAUAACCAGAGUUUUGCCAUGUGUUACCUAUUUUAUGACCAUGAUUGAUACAUUGGUUUGAAGCAAUAAUUUCAGGGAACUGUGUGUCCUGUUUGACUCCCAAAACUGUAUUCCUUCUGGGUAAGCUAGUCUAGCAUUUUUAUAAUUUGCCUGUCUUGUGAAAUGGUUUGUUUUUGUAAAUUGGAAUUUGUUUGUUAUUCAUUUUUAAUCAGUAUAUGUCAAGGCAUUAAUCAGGAGCCAUAGUUGUAGGUGAGUUAUUUGACUGACCAUUCCUGAUCGCUGAAAAAUACACUUCACAACUCAGAUAUGACCUUCCUUCAGUUUUAGUUUUGAAAUCUGGAAUUUUUUUUUUAGUCAUGGACACUUUUAUUAUUGUUUAACAAACUGUUUAUUGUCAGAAACAUAAAACAUAUUUUGGCUUCUGUUUAACCACUAAUAAUUGCAAAUGUUUUCAACCUAAGUGAAAUUAUAAUUUUAUUAUGACCAGUAAGCAUCAGAAAAGUUUUCUUUUGGUAGUUGAUCAUUUAUCAGCAUAAUCCACAUUUAAGCCUGUGGCACUUUACUUUUUUGUUCCUUUAGGAUACUAAUGCAACAAAAUAAAGAUCUACUGUGUACUGGA
Messenger RNA from Protopterus annectens (West African lungfish), 12785 nucleotides. RefSeq names its product sphingosine-1-phosphate lyase 1 (gene SGPL1). The transcript is spliced from 14 exons. Gene Ontology annotation, biological process: carboxylic acid metabolic process; sphingolipid catabolic process. Lineage: Eukaryota; Metazoa; Chordata; Ceratodontiformes; Protopteridae. Gene Ontology annotation, cellular component: endoplasmic reticulum. The record is from RefSeq and is a predicted model, not a curated record. Bases 242 to 1951 code for a protein of 569 amino acids. Gene Ontology annotation, molecular function: sphinganine-1-phosphate aldolase activity; pyridoxal phosphate binding.